Molecule: messenger RNA, 1206 nt
Organism: Closterium sp. Naga37s-1
Lineage: Eukaryota; Viridiplantae; Streptophyta; Zygnematophyceae; Desmidiales; Closteriaceae
Source: the annotation of a GenBank genome assembly
AUGGAAGGUGACUCGAUGCCCGCGCCGCCCACGCCGAGGCCGGGGGGCUCGCCGCGAAUCCUCGUGGCCGUCGACGAAUCGGACGGCGCCGAGGCCGUGAGUGCCGCACGUGCCGGCGCCGCCUCUCCGCCUUUACCCUCUUUCCACCCUCCCGCCGUCUCCCUCGCCCUCCUUCCCCUCUUCCUUCCCCCCCUCCUCCAUUUUCUCACGUCCCCCAUCUCCGCCUUCCCCUCCUCAUCAGACAUCCGAUCUGUCGUCAACCCCCCCCUCUCUCUCCCACGCGACCUGCGCCUCGCGUUCCUCACAAUGCCUCUUUGCCACCUUCACCCAUCCCCUCCACCUCUCUCCACCCCUCCUCACCCUUUCCCACCUUUCCCCACCCCUCCCCACCCCUCCCUUUCCUCCCCCACGUGCGUACUUGGGCUGCCCCGGCAGGCCUUCCGCUACGCGCUCACGCUGCUGAGGCGCAGCGACAACAUAUACGUGCUGCACGUGCUGGACCCGCGCACAUUAUCAGCGUGGCGGGCGGAGGCCCAGCAGGCGGGGGCAGGCAGCAGCAGCAGCAGCGGCGGCAGCGGCGGCGGUGGCGGCGGUGAGGUGCAGGCAGCCAUAGACGCACGGGUAGAUGCGUUGCUACACCGCUACCGCAAGCUGGCUCACGGCAAGGGGGUGAUCUGCCACGGGGUGUCGCGUAAGGCGAGUGAUCGGCGGCAGGAGAUAUGCGAGGCGGUGGUGAGGCAGGACAUAGAGCUGCUCGUCGUGGGCACGAGACAGCUCAGUGCCGUCGCUAGGGCCGUGAAAGCCAGUGUGAGCGAUUUUCUGCUGCGCCACUGGCGUCUCUCUUUCCUUCUCUUUCAACCUGUGCUAUUCUCCACUUCCCUCCCCCAACCCACCCCCGUGCCCACUCCUCAGGGCCGUGAAAGCCAGUGUGAGCGAUUUUCUGCUGCGCCUCUGGCGGCCGUGAAAGCCAGUGUGAGCGAUUUUCUGCUGCGCCACUGGCGUCUCUCUUUCCUUCUCUUUCAACCUGUGCUAUUCUCCACUUCCCUCCCCCAACCCACCCCCGUGCCCACUCCUCAGGGCCGUGAAAGCCAGUGUGAGCGAUUUUCUGCUGCGCCACUGGCGUCUCUCUUUCCUUCUCUUUCAACCAGUGCUAUUCUCCACUUCCCUCCCCCAACCCACCCCCGUGCCCACUCCUCAGGGCCGUGA